UCGGGAACCCCUGCAUCACAGCGGAGUUGCGGAGUCGAGAGCGUGUGAGAAAGAGAGUGUGAGUGUGUGAACGCGCGCGCUUGAGAGAGAAAGAGACCACCUCAGCACAUCCUACAAGCAUGAGCGAGAGACAAGGAUCCGGAGCAGCCACUGGAAACAGCAAACCCUUAGGGGGUCAAGAUGCAUCCAAGAAGGACGUUCCACCCGAGGAGGACUUCGACAUCGACAUGGGCGCCCCCGAGACCGAGAAGGCCGCCGUCGCCAUCCAGUCGCAGUUCAGAAAGUACCAGAAGAAAAAGCAUGAUGUGAAGUCCUAGGCAGGGCUGGGGCGCAGGCGAGGCCCCAGGAAAGGCCCCUGAGCGCCGUGAGGGCUAGCUAUUUGCAUGUCUAAUAAACCGCACCAUCAUGGACCCGAGGGUGGAGGUUGGGGGUGGGGGUUACGGGUUAGCUUUUGGGAACUGGGACCAGAAACGUGAAGUGAACCAUAACCCUGUCUGUCCUGUCCGUCACCGGCAUCUCUCUGGAAUAAUAAAUGUCAUCAUUUCACAUCAGUCCAUCAUCCCCCUGUCUGUUGAUUUGUAGAUAUAAUGGCCUUUCCCUUUAUUGCUUCUUUUGAUAUGCACUGAUAUUUAACUGAUUUAUGUGUUGUUUCCAUUUGUCUUUGUUUUAAAAAAUCUGAUUUUUUAAAAAGUAUAUAUAUAAACAUAUAUAUGAUAUUAAACCCUGGCCAGCAUUAGAUUUAUGGAAUUUUCUUCUGUUUGUAGCUCGAAAAACACCUGGAGAGACAGAAUAUAUAUUUAACAUUCUGACAAAAUAAAGCAAGAGGUAUGAACGAAUGAAUGAAUUCCUCAGCUGUGGAAUCCUGAAGCGUAAGAUCUUUCAGAGGUUUUCCAUUAUUUAAAGCCAGACAUCACCAAAUCACAUCUCUCACAAAUAACGUCAGAUCAGAAGGGUUGUUUUUUGACUAAACAAACAAAGAAAUUCCAGAUUAUGCGCCAUUUUAACCCUUUACUGUUCUUCUGGGCCCGUGAGCAUUGACUGCUGUAUUCAUGUUGUUCGGUUCUAGAGCUUGUUCACAUCCAUUAACAACAGUGCUUCAGUGCUCGUGACCCAUCCUUCCUCAUAACUCAACUCUGACUGUAGCCGAAUGUGGCUUCAUGAGUAGAUAUUGUGUUUGUGCUACAACAUCCCUCAAAAUCAAGCAAUGUUUUAUCAACCAUGUGACCUGUACCACACUAUACUGUCCAUUAAACACUUAAUAUAGAAACUUACUACAAAUAAAUAUUGAGAAGAACAAGA
Molecule: messenger RNA, 1299 nt
Organism: Astyanax mexicanus (Mexican tetra)
Lineage: Eukaryota; Metazoa; Chordata; Actinopteri; Characiformes; Acestrorhamphidae
Gene: pcp4a
Product: Purkinje cell protein 4a
Exons: 3
Coding region: 120-317 (65 amino acids)
Cellular component (GO): cytoplasm
Molecular function (GO): calcium ion binding; calmodulin binding
Source: RefSeq, a predicted model, not a curated record